Molecule: messenger RNA, 1875 nt
Organism: Lottia gigantea (owl limpet)
Lineage: Eukaryota; Metazoa; Mollusca; Gastropoda; Lottiidae
Exons: 2
Coding region: 1-1875 (624 amino acids)
Source: RefSeq, a predicted model, not a curated record
AUGGCAUUUAUGCUCAAAUCAUCGGAACCAGUGAUUUCGGAGGCUUUGGAUUCGCUGAGGAAGAAAUCGUGUAGAUCUUCUACCAUCUGCCUAUUAAUUAUUAUGAUGCUUAGCGUUUAUAUCUUUGGGGGAACAUUUUCAAGUCUGGGCUUUGCUGCAAUAAUAUCGUCUAAUGUUGGUGGAUUUAUGCACCAACGUUUAAUAAAGACAUCUGCCAUAAGCACCAAUAUGAGAUUGCAGCAAAUCCUAAAAUCGAUUUUCUGUAUCAUCAUGCUUAUGGUUUUAGUUUUGAUUUUACAACAUAUAGGAUUAUUUGAACAAAAGGCUUGUGUGAUAUUAUUUGUAUCUACAGUAAAUGUAGCCGCCACGUUAGUCAUGUAUUUUUCCAAACUGAAUAUUCGUCAAGACACAGAUACUAGGACUGGGGUAAUAGAGUUAAGUAUAUUAGUAAUCAUAAUGUUACUGUUGAUAGAAGGUAGUUCGUUUGACGUCUGGAAGUGGUCUGGGUUGUCUCUAUAUCUGAUAGCAAACCGGAUUCAAACACAGCGUCUGGCAACUGCAGAAUCAUUACCAGAUCAACAACAAUAUGAACAAACAGGUUUUCAGAUGAUGAAGUAUAUAAUAUUACUAAGUCUGAUUUUACUUUCAACAAGAGCAACACAGAUCGUUCCAUCACCAUCAUUCGAACACAGCCAGGUUAGUUUAAACAGACGCAGUGCAUAUUCACAACAUUUAGAUAUACAAAACCUCAAAAUUAAUCCUUUGUUGGAUGAUUUAGUCAAACAAUUAGGGUUUUCUUAUCAAUCCGUUUUGUCCAACCCACAAGAGGAGACCCGGGUACAGGCGCUCACCGACACCAGAAGCGUCAUCAACGAAAUCCAAAGAAUCCACUUCAAUCUGUUUACAGAACUUUUGAGGCCGUACAAAUUUGUAAUACUGUUAGACAUAUCUCAUACGGAAAGUAAAGGAGACCCAGCUAUCACUGUUGGUGAGGUGUUGUUGAUACAAAGACUUGGAAAGAAACUGAUUCAUUACUGCUCAGAAGCUUGCUGUACUGAUCCCAGUUUAACUGUGGCUUCUAAGAUUAGCCAAUUGUAUUCUAAAGAUGAAUUGGUAAUUAUGAUCCAAGGUGGUGGUAAUUUAAUUGGUUGGGAAACUCACGAUCUUUUAAGGGCGAGAGCUUUUAAACACUUCGAAGGAUUUAAUUUUAUAAUGUUUCCACAGACACUGUUCAUCAAAUCGACACCAGAACAUUUAGAAUUUUGUCAUCAGCUUUACAGAAAUCAGGAAAACUUAACCAUGCUAUUCCGAGAUCAGAUCUCGUUUGAACUAGGUAAAAAACAUUUUAUUGGUAAAGCCCAAUUGAUCCUAGCUCCAGAUAUGGCAUUUCAAAUAGGACCAAAGAAGAGAAUUAUGGAUCCAACAUAUGAUAUAGUAUGGUUAAAGAGAGUGGACAAAGAGUCACCUGGUUAUGAAAUACCCGUUGAUGAAAUCCCUCAUGACAUAUUGUAUACUUCUGACGACUGGGUGGUAUGGUCUACUCAUAUUGACAAUUAUAAUGCUUUAUCUAAUGCCUUUAUGUUUGUUAACAGUGGUUUUACCUUUUUACAACGUGGACGUGUUGUCAUAACUGACCGACUUCAUGGUCAUAUACUCAGUGUUUUAAUGGACAUUCCCCAUGUACUUAUAGGGAACCAAUAUAAGAAGAUAGACGGUUUCUAUCAAUCAUGGACUUAUGGGUUACACAAUGUCCGAAUGGCUACAAAUGCUUCCCAUGCACUAAGCCUCGCCCUAGAAUUGUUAAAAAUUUACAAUGAUGAUCUUCCCCCGAAACUCCCUUUUAUGGAAAUUAAACAACCAUGUAUAAUCGAAUAG